CUAAACCCCACCAUAUUGAAAGACAACCCUAGUUCCUAUCUUCUUUUCCCCUCCCCCUUCCCUGGGCCGCACGACCUAUCCUUCUCUCAUUCUUUCAUUUUCAUUUUUUAUCCUCUCUCUUCUCUGUUUUUCAUUUUCAUUUAUUUUCCUCUCCUCCCUGCCAUCGCCUGUGAGCUGCUCCCACCACCCCCAUCAAUAUACAUACAGAUUACCUCAUGAUCAUAUCUUCAGUGUUAUUCUCAUUGUCUAAGCCCGCAAAUUACCAAUAUUCCUUUCCACAUUUAAGCUUCUAAAUCUCUCGAAUUGCAUUCAUGGCCAGUCAAAGACCCUCUUCAUCUACUUCUGAAGUUAGUAAGAAAAGAAAAAGAGAUGAUUCAUAUCCGUCUCGAUGGAAAUAUGAAGUUUUCCUUAGUUUCUAUGGCAAAGACACUCGCAAGGGUUUUACGGAUCAUCUACAUGCUGAUUUAAAACGGAAAGGCAUUCUCGUCUUUAGGGAUGAUGAUGCACUCAAGCGAGGAGAAUACAUUUCUCAAGCGCUUCUGAAAGCAAUUCAAGAAUCACAAUACGCGAUCGUCAUUUUUUCGGCAAAAUACGCUUUUUCCAAAUGGUGUCUCAUGGAACUUGCUGAGAUAGUUGAAUGUGAGGAAAAGAAAAAGCUCAAAGUUAUUCCUAUUUUCUAUCAUGUGGAUCCCUCUGAUGUGAGAAAUCAGAGUGGGUCUUUUGCAAAAGCAUUCACUGCAUAUGAAAAAGAUCCCCAGAUAGACAGGAAAGAUACGGAUAUGUGGAAAAAUGCUUUGAGAAAAGCCGGUAGUAUCGCCGGAUGGCACAUACACGACAGGUACGAAUCAACAAUUAUACAAAAAAUCAGUACACAUUUAUCUCGUGAGUUGAAUUCUAGUUUCUCGCGUCAUGAUUAUGAAAAACUAUUUGCAAUAGACUCCCAGGCAGGCAAAAUGAUGGAGUUAUUGGAUAUGGAAUCGGAUGAUGUUCGCUUUGUAGGAAUUCAUGGGAUGGGUGGCAUUGGUAAGACAACGCUGGCCGAAAUAAUUUAUGAUAGAGUUUCUUCUAAUUGUCGAUUUGAAGGAAGCAGCUUUAUUUCUUGUGUUAGAGAAAAAUCUACUACUGCUCGUGAUAUAGCUUCUUUACAAAAAGAACUUCUUUCUACGAUCAUGCAAGAAGAAAUACAUGUAUGGGAUCAUCACCAGGGAAUUAGGAUGAUAAAGAAGAUAAUGCAGAAUAAAAAGGUUUUUAUUGUCCUUGAUGAUGUGGAUAGUGACGAGCAACUAAUGGCAUUAGCAGGGGAUCGGAAAUGGUUUGGUCCAGGGAGUAGGGUGAUCAUAACAUGUAGAGAUAUUCAUCCAUUGAGAACACAUGAAGUGAAUCAUAUCUAUAAGGUUGAGCAGCUUGAAACAGCAAAAGCUUUGCAACUCUUUAGUUUCUCAGCCUUCAAGAAAACCCAUCCAAUGGAGGAUUACAAGGAACUAUCUAUGGAUUUUGUAAAUUAUGCUCAAGGCCUUCCUUUAGCUCUUAAAGUUUUGGGUUCCUUGUUACAUGAGAGAAAACUAGAUGCAUGGAAAAGUGAGAAAGAUAAGCUAAAAGCAAUUCCUGAUCCAAAAAUUAUGGAUGUACUUCGAAUAAGUUUUGAUGGGCUGCAGGAAUUGCAAAAAGAGUUAUUUUUGGACAUGGUGUGUUUGUUCCAAGGACAGCAUAGGGUGAAUUACAAAUUUUAUGAGAUGUUAGAAAGUUUUGGUCAUUAUCGCAUCGACAUUGAUGUUCUCGUUGAGAAGUCCCUCAUAAGCAAAUCAGAAUAUGGAUGGUUGUCCAUGCAUGAUUUGCUAAAAGAAAUGGGCCAGGAAAUAGUUCGCCGUGAAUGCCCUCAAGAACCAGGACUACGUAGUAGACUGUUUCGUUUGGAGGAUCUCUAUCAAGUACUGAAGAAUGAUACUGGAACUGAUGCAAUUAAAAGCAUAGUCGUGGAUUUUUGUCCUGAAAUGAAACAGAGACUCAACGCUGAAGCAUUGUCAAAAAUGAGAAAAUUGAGAUUUUUUAUAUUCCAUCAUUCUCGAACUAUAAAAUGGCUUGGAAAACCUUUAAAAUACAUGCCAACCAAUGAGUUGCAAUUCCUAGAGUGGUCUGGAUGUCAUUUGAAAUCUUGGCCUAGUAGUUUCCAACCAAAAAAUCUUACUGUACUAAGGAUGUGUGACAGCCGCAUCAAACAACUAUGGAAGGGGUCGAUUGUUUUAGAGAAUUUGAAGGAAUUAGAUCUGAGUUAUUCUGAGAACUUGAUUGAAACACCAGAUUUGACAGAAGCCCCAAAUCUUGAGAUGAUAAAUCUGGAAGGUUGUAGAAGCUUGUGUGAGGUCCAUCAUUCCAUCAAAGUGCUUAAACGAUUAAAAAAAUUGGGACUUAACAAAUGUUCAAGCCUUGAGAAGCUGCCAGACCUUAGUAAGUUGGAAUGCCUAACAAGUGUUUGGGCAUGCAAAACUGCAAUAACACAAAUACCAUCCGUCAAUCUACUCCCCAAGAGUAUCCGUUUCUUUAAUCUUGAAGGACACAAGUUGAUGAGAGAUCCCACCUAUGAUAUCGGAUCACUUAUAGAAUAUCAGAUGGAAGGAGAAUCUUCGGUAGAAGUAGUGUGCAUUGAUUUUGACAGCAAAGGAGAAAAAAUUUUAGACAUGGCAGGUGGAUUUGUUGGGAAAUUAUAUGGUGAUGCAAUGAUGAUAAGUGGGUGGUCGUUGGGAUUCAAUAUCCCGGAGUGGGUCCGGUUUAAAAGUAAUAGCUCCCGUGUAAUGAUAAAUUUGGAUGGUAUUACGAAUCCGAAGAUGGGGUUCGCUUUCUUUGUUGUUUGUGAUUCUGAUCAAUUCAUUCCCCUUGAUGAAGAUACUUCAAUUUCUUCGUUAUUCAAGGAACAGAUUGAUAAUUUUUCACAAGUGACGCUUGAUUUAUGGUUUGAGACGGGUGAAGGAGAAUUUUGGGAGAGAUAUUCUUUUGACUACUAUGUAAUGACUCCUAUCUGGGACGAUUGUUUAAUUAAGCCAAUUGGAUUCUGGCUGUAUAUACCGGCAGCUUUGCAGUUUUUGCGGUUUUUAGAUAUACGGAGGAGGAGGCUCAAUUGGAUCAUCUCAUUUGAGAUGUAUAGCAGAGUAAUUCAUGGAUUAGUAGAAGUGAAAGAAUGUGGGGUGCAUUUAGUAUGUCCAGAUGAUGGUGCUAAUUCAGAGUUCUUUAAUAGCAUUGCUCCUUUUGGCCGUUCGGGAUCUUCAGUUUCAGAUUCAAAUUCAGAUUUCCACCGUCGAUAUAUUUCUAAAAUUAGAAAGAAAGAGGAAAUGAUACGGGCAGAUCUCAAUAUUGGCCAAGUGAGAGAGGACAAGAUAAAGCUAUGCCAAUGGGGUCAACAUCUCACUUCAUACAUCCUGACUGACGAAGCCCUUGGGAAAAGUUCAGAAGAUAUAUCAAAUUACAGAAAAAUAACUAAAGGUGGGUGGUUGUUGGGAUUCAAUAUCCCGGAGUGGGUCCGGUAUAAAAGUAGUGGCUCCUCUACAACGAUAGAUUUGGAUGGUAUUGCGAAUCCGGAGAUGGGGUGUGCUUUCUUUGCUGUUUGUGAUUAUGAUAAAUUCUUUCCCCAUGAUGAAGCUACUUCAAUUUCAACGGUGGGUCUUAAAUUACUCUUUAAGCGACAAGAAGAAUCUUGGUUUGAAUGUUUUCAAUGCUAUUCAUCAAUGAGUAAUCCUCGCUGUUUAUACUCUAAGCCAAUUGGAUUAUGGACGUAUAUACCAGCAAUUUUUCAGUUUUUUCCGUUUUUGGAUAUACGGAGGAGGCUCAUUAAGAUUUCAUUUGAGAUUUCUAGGGGAGAUUUUGUUGAAAUAAUAGAAGUGAAAGAAUGCGGGGUGCAUUUAGUAUGUCCAGAUGAUGGUGCUAAUGUAGAGUCCUUUCAUGGCUUUGUUCCUUUAGACCGUUCGGGAUCUGUAGAUGAUUUAAAUCCAUAUUUCAUUCAUGAAUAUACGUUUCACUGGAAAGAAAGAAAGGAAAUGAGACAAUCUUGCUUCUGCUAUCAUACGAAUGACAGAUGAAAAUUCUGUUGUUCCAUGAGGAGUUAAUUUAUUGGAGUCAUUUGCAGCUUGUGUGGAUAUGAGGCAAGUUCCAUUAACUUAGAUGAAGUUUUGAUUGGUCAUGGUUGUGGUCAUUGACUCUAUAUGCUUGUAGUUAAAAUCUUACUCAUACAUAAUUAAUGCAAGAGGAGCUUCACUUGUAUAUCAGUUUCUUAUGAUUUCAUAUGGUGCUCUUGGGUAGGAUGUGAAGACCAUCAUAUAGAAUUGUCUUGCAACAAUUACACUGAAAGAAGUUAAACAUUUGGUGCUCAACUAAGGAGUCAACAGAUGUCCUUGAAAAUUUUAUUUCCAUUAAUCUAUUGCAGAUCAGCAGAAUUACUCAAUGUAAUUUUCCUACUUAAUUCUCCCGUCUUUCAAAACCAUAAUCGAAGUAGAACAAUUAUCCCAUUUCAGACCUUCCUUUCAAAUCCAAAUACCUUAUUCAUUUCUAUAUCGGUGGCUUUAUUAUCACCUAACACUGUUUUAACUAGUCUAAAGACAACCUGUAUAGGGACUAACAUUAGCAGUUUUAAUCCAAAACAAAAAGUAAAUCUACCCUAAAACAAAUUAUGUUCAAUGAACUUUUCACCUCUCCGUACCCACAAACCUCAAUGCAAAACAUAUUUCAAUUUUUUUUUUUUUUAAAUUUGCAUAACUAAUUUAUCAAAUUCCAGUAAACAAUGCAACUUAAAAAAUAAAUAAAGUCAAA
This is a messenger RNA of Carya illinoinensis, 4794 nucleotides long. RefSeq names its product disease resistance protein RPV1-like. Gene Ontology annotation, molecular function: ADP binding. The record is from RefSeq and is a predicted model, not a curated record. The transcript has 6 exons. The coding region runs from base 312 to 4067 and encodes 1251 amino acids. NCBI's taxonomy places the organism in Eukaryota, Viridiplantae, Streptophyta, Magnoliopsida, Fagales, Juglandaceae. Gene Ontology annotation, biological process: defense response; signal transduction.